GGUUAACUCUUAUCUGAUAUACCGCCCAGUUGUACGAAGUUCUAGAAGGUCUAUCAGGCGCAUACCCGAGACAGGCUUGGAAGAUAAUUUCGACCAGAAUGGCCUGCUGUGGGAUAUUUGGAUCGGCUGAAGGAAGUAGCCGAUCUUAGAUGGGAGGCAAGGAAGGAUUUGGCGGUGCAAGAGGUCACGAAAUAUAUGGAUCCGGAGUGUACAAUCCAUGAGAGGGCAUUGAGGCAAUAUUCGAGCUGCUCUAAUGCAUAUUUCUGCAACUUAGUUUGUCAACGGAUAGCAUGGAGACUUGGAUACAAGAAAUCAUGUCAUGAACAACAAGAUGAGCGUCGGGCUGGCUACGUCAAGCGCAUCACUGACCGGGAUAUCAGCUUCUACGCAGUGGCUGGAUAUGACAUAGUUAACAACUCAAUAAUCGGAAAGCUGCAGACGUAUUUCCUGAAGAAGAACAGAGCGUCUCCGACCUCAUUACUGCACUCACAAAUUUAUAGACCAAUGCGAGAGCAAGGCACACUGGAAACGUCUGGUGGGCGAUUCGAAGGCACGGAAAGGGCACCUGGUGUAUAUCAGGGUUCCAAGCGCAUUGAAUCCCUUCACCUAUUUUCUGACUUUUCAUGGGUUUUGUUGCAACCCAAGAACGUCUUAGACAUUCAGCCUGUUGCAACACAUUACAACGCACUAAUUUCGGCUACUUAUCAACAUUUACACUCUAUCUAAGCUACUUCUACAUGUUGCAACGUGUUACAACACACGGAUUUAUUCUAUGUAACUUACAAUAAGCAAACCUUCAAUCCCACAUGUGCUUCCCGUUGCAACAUUCCCCGUCUGUUGCAAUAUCUCAUCUUCUAGGGUAAAUUGAGUUCGCUUCGGUGCGAGUAGUGCAGUUCGACCAUCGUCAU
Messenger RNA from Desarmillaria tabescens, 908 nucleotides. RefSeq lists its product as uncharacterized. Lineage: Eukaryota; Fungi; Basidiomycota; Agaricomycetes; Agaricales; Physalacriaceae. The record is from RefSeq and is a predicted model, not a curated record. The transcript is spliced from 4 exons. The coding region runs from base 196 to 726 and encodes 176 amino acids.